Molecule: messenger RNA, 279 nt
Organism: Parastagonospora nodorum SN15
Lineage: Eukaryota; Fungi; Ascomycota; Dothideomycetes; Pleosporales; Phaeosphaeriaceae
Exons: 2
Coding region: 1-279 (92 amino acids)
Source: RefSeq, a predicted model, not a curated record
AUGGAAGGCCACCCCUUCGUGCAAGGCGAGAAUUUAGCAAAAUACCUCUUCAGGUAUGGGCGAUGCAACGAUCAUACAUCAGUAUGGUAUGGACUUGAGAAGCGGGACCACGAGAUGAGCAUCGUUCCCGAGCCAUCGGGUCCGAAUUGGGGCUACUUCUCCGGCAUCAAGUUCUUUGUCGAGUCGAUGCACAAAGAAGCGAGAGAUAAGGAGGAGUCGGACAGACGCGCGUCAGCGAACGCUGACGCGAAAGCCCCAAAAAAGGGUAGGCGUCAAUAG